Messenger RNA from Ilyonectria robusta, 1392 nucleotides. RefSeq names its product cytochrome P450. Gene Ontology annotation, molecular function: heme binding; monooxygenase activity; iron ion binding. The transcript has 3 exons. Lineage: Eukaryota; Fungi; Ascomycota; Sordariomycetes; Hypocreales; Nectriaceae. The record is from RefSeq and is a predicted model, not a curated record. The coding region runs from base 1 to 1392 and encodes 463 amino acids.
AUGGAGUCAAUGGCUGAAUUCAAUGUCGGCAGUGUCAGAGCCCUCCUCUCUCCAGAAAACAUACUCUACCUGAUCAGUGUAUGGGUUGCACAUGGCAUUCUGACAGCUUUGUAUAACGCAUCACCGUUCCACCCGUUGUCCCGAUUUCCCGGCCCCAAACUGGCUGCUGCGACCUACUUGUAUGAAGCAUACUUUGAAUGGUGGCUGAUGGGAAGAUAUGGCCACGAGAUCAGGCGAAUGCAUGAGCGCUAUGGGCCAAUCGUCAGAAUCAACCCUCACGAGCUUCAUUGCUCUGAUCCAUACUUUACCGACGAGAUUUACGCCGGGGGCGGCCGCGUCCGCGACAAAUGGCAACACCAACUCAAUACUGGAGGCGCCGGUCCAGUGUCAGUGAGUGCUUUCUCGACUGUCGCUCACGAGGUCCAUCGUAUCCGGAGAAGCGCCUUGUCAAGGUUUUUCUCACGUCAACAAAUGCUCAAACUCGAAGACGAGGUACACGAGUUUGCCCAACUCCUGGUGAACAAGAUGUUACGCUCUGCUGGUAAGAAGCCAUUCGACAUCAAAGAAGCCUUCAACUGCUUUACCGCAGACAUUAUUUCCCAGUAUUGCUUUGGUGAGCCCAUGGGAUUCCUAUCACAAGAUGGCUGGGAGCCCAACUUUGCCACCAUGGUCAAGCCUUUUCUAAGGAACGCGUAUAUAAUGAGAUAUAAUGCACUUGCGAGAAAGCUUGCUGAUCUUCUCCCCUGGCUGGCUGAUUAUAUGGGCGAAGACAUCAAGGCCGUCGCGAGGCACAUGAAUGUUAUUAUUCCCGGAUAUAUCAAGGACGCCCUGGAUAACCCGGAAAAUGGAAGAGUGUUUGCAGACCUUGUGCAGUCGAAAACGCUGCCAGAGUCCGACAAGUCUAUGUAUCGACUUUCCGGCGAAGGGUCUGUUUUCUUGCUUGCGGGAACAGAAACCACCGCUACUACGCUCACGGUAAUCAUGUACCACCUUCUUGAUCAGCCUGCCAUUUAUGCGCGUUUGAUGGAAGACCUCCAGGACAUUGACCCUUCGAAUCUCAAAUGGAUUGAUCUUGAAGGGCGGCCUUACCUAUGGGCGGUCAUACACGAGGCCUUACGGAUGACUCCUGGCAUCUCGUCUAGGGCAGCCAGAAUUGCUCGUACCGAAGACCUAGUCUACAAAAGCCAAGAUGGCGAGGUCGAGUGGGUAAUUCCUAGAGGCACUCCUAUCGGCAUGACCUCCAUGAUCAACCACUGGAAUAAAGAACUCUUCCCAAGCCCCGACGAGUUCUUGCCCGAGCGAUGGUUAAUGAAUGGCCAGCCAAACCACAGACUUGAAAAGAUGUUGAUAUCUUUCGGCAAGGGUAGUCGUUCGUGUCUCGGCGAGAAGUGA